Molecule: messenger RNA, 3079 nt
Organism: Eucalyptus grandis
Lineage: Eukaryota; Viridiplantae; Streptophyta; Magnoliopsida; Myrtales; Myrtaceae
Product: plant intracellular Ras-group-related LRR protein 4
Exons: 4
Coding region: 610-2295 (561 amino acids)
Molecular function (GO): protein binding
Source: RefSeq, a predicted model, not a curated record
CGAACAAAUUUCACACUCUCUUUCUCUUUCUCUCUCUUAUACAAAUACAGAAAUCCAGGAACAGGAAGAAGAAGAAGAAGGAAGGAAGAAGAAGAAGACGACGACGACGAGGAAGGAGGAGAAGAAGCAGGAUUCGGCAUGGGAGCGGCGGCUGGGUUUCUCCUCCUCCUCCGGCGACGACCGGCGAGUGGUCUCCGGUUCUUCUCCGCCCGACCGUCGCCGUCGCCGUCGACUCUUCGAACCGCGUAGGAAACCGCCCCGUCCCGUCCCGGGGAACUUCCGAUUCUGGCGUCCGGAUCGUUCGAGGCUCCGACCGGCGAGGAGGACGACGUUCCGGUUCUUCCGCGCUUGAGAAUGGGUGGGAAAAACGUUCGCGUCGCCAGAGAUCUUCCGGUGACCGUCGGUUGAUUGCGGCCGCUGCUUCGCUUGGGGACUCGUUUUGGAAACUCGUGGAGAGAAGUGCGUCCGUUGCUGUUUCUGUCCUCAUUUCUUGAUGUGGAUUUGGGUUCUUGCCGUUUCGUUUUCGUGCGUUCGCUGCUCGAAUUGAGGCGUCGCGGGAUUGAAUUUUGCAGAGGGAUUUUGUUUGGAGGUCGGGGAAGGGAAGGAUAAAUGGAGACGCCGAGCUUGGGAUCGGUGGAUGAAGUGGUGGCGGAGAUCAUGGGGAUACACAGAUCUCUGCCGGCCAGGCCUUCGAUCGACGAGGUCGAGGCGGCCAAGACGCUGAUCCGCAAUGUGGAGAAGGAGGACCAGGCCAGGCUGGACGCGAUCGCGAGGCAGACCAAGAGCCUCGACGUGCCCGAGGAGCUGUUCAUGAUGCUGCAGGAGAUGCAGAGGAACCUGGUCCAUUACCAGGGGAAGGAGCAGAAGAGGGAGGCCGUGAAAUUGCUGGACCUCGAGAACGUCCACGCCCUGUUCGACGAGUACAUCCAGAGAGCUUCCGAUUGCCUCAACCCCGGGAGCUACUCGAACGGCUCCGCUCUGACGGUUUCGAGCAGGGGCGGUCCGAGCGCCGCCGCCGCCGCCGCCGCUUCUGUCUCGGUGUUGCCGAGGAAGCCAUCUGCAGGCACUUCGUCGGGCUUCUAUUACUCGGAGAAGGAACCGGCGAAGAGCGGAGAUUUGUUCACUAGAGAUGAUAGUUAUGUGAAGAAGGCGAAGUCCUCAUUCUAUGUCGAUGGCCUGGGCGGUUUACCGAGCCCACAGAUACAAGAUUCAACUUUGAAGGCUGGAAGUGCUUUGGGUCAGGAUGGUGAUAAAUUGAGCUUAAUAAAGCUUGCCAGCUUGAUUGAAGUUUCUGCAAAGAAAGGGACUCGAGAACUCAAUCUCCAGGACAAGUUGAUGGACCAAAUACAAUGGCUUCCCGAUUCGAUUGGGAAACUAUCGAGUUUGGUCAGCAUAGAUCUAUCGCAAAAUCGAUUGCAAGCCCUGCCAGCAACUAUUGGAGGCCUCUCAUCUUUAACAAAGUUGGACUUGCAUGCUAACAGAAUUGCUGACCUCCCAGAAUCCAUUGGCGAUCUCCUCAAUUUGGUCUUUUUAGAUCUGAGUGCAAACCAACUGACAUCCCUGCCCGCCACCUUAAGCAGACUGGUGCGUCUUCAGGAACUUAACUUGAGUUCAAAUAGUCUGUCUGCACUUCCUGAGUCGAUAGGAUCUCUUGCUAGCCUGAAGAUCUUGAAUGUGGAGACCAAUGACAUUGAGGAGCUGCCACAUACUAUUGGCCAAUGUUCUUCACUUAAAGAGCUUCUUGCAGAUUAUAACCGGCUGAAGGCCCUUCCUGAAGCAGCAGGGAAGAUUCCUACCUUGGAGGUGUUGUCAGUGCGAUAUAAUAAUAUCAGACAGCUGCCUACUACAAUGUCAUCUCUAUCAAAUUUGAAGGAGCUUAAUGUAAGCUUUAAUGAACUUGAGUCCGUGCCUGAGAGCUUAUGUUUUGCUACCACACUCGUCAAGUUGAAUAUAGGGAACAAUUUUGCUGUUCUGAGAUCCCUACCGAGGUCUAUUGGGAACCUUGAGAUGCUCGAAGAAUUAGAUAUCAGCAACAACCAAAUACGGGUCCUUCCAGACUCAUUUAGGAUGUUAACACGAUUGCGUGUCUUACGUGUGGAAGAAAAUCCUUUAGAAGUUCCGCCGAGACAUAUUGCAGAAAAGGGUGCACAGGCUGUUGUUCAAUACAUGGAGGAACUUGUUGAGAAAAGGAGCCAACCACAACCUGUGAAGCAGAAGAAAGGCUGGGCUCAGAUGUGCUUUUUUUCAAGGUCUAAUAAAAGAAAACGAGGUGGAGCUGAUUACGUGAAAACCUGACUUUGAACGAGUGCACAGGGAUGAAAUGAUUGGCAUCGGAGGUGUUUUUAAGCAUGAAGAGCGCUUUUUGCAAAGCGAACCCUCUCCCCAUAUCCUGCCGCGGCGCAGCAGAUCUAAACCACGGCUUGCAUGACUUCCUUCUAAAAACUGUAGAUUUUAUCGCUUUUCCUACCGUUUUCAUCUAAAAAAAAAGGUUUACGAAUUUUCUGCAUUUCCAACUGUUGUGUGUCAACUGUAUUCAUCCUUUGUUCUCUGGACUUUAGCAAAAAUUGAGGUGUAUAACAAUCAGCCGGCGCGUUAUGGAAGAAGACCAUGUUGUUGUAUCCUGUUGGAUGAUGGUAUUCCUCCCAUCGCUAUACAAAAGGCUCGGGUAUAACCCGAGCAGACGAGCCUUGAAUUCAUCAGCGCCACUGGUGUAUGUCCGCACAAAGCUGGGGUCGCGGGACCACUCCCAUGAUCUUUGGCGUUUUCUGUCUUGUGUCGUGGCGGCUCUGAAAUUGGAGAUCCCAAUGCCAAAAUUGGACAUCGUGGUCAGAGCUCUCGUUGAAAGAGAGAGGGAGGGAAAUGAAGGGGGGGUGUUUGUCGUCUACUUAACCCGAAAGUCUUUGGGAUGUGAGGUUGCGUAGUUGAAUGGUGCUUCUGUAUCUUUGCUUAAGUGUUUAUAGUUUCGUUCUCUUUGAAUAAUGUAUAGCAGGUGGCACGAACGAGAAUAUGGGGAGGGAUGAACGUGCGGUGUGUCUCACAUGGAGUGGAUAAGAAGGAAUAGAUCUUGUUUUGCGCUCUC